This is a messenger RNA of Moesziomyces antarcticus, 2361 nucleotides long. Its product is annotated as pkinase-domain-containing protein. Gene Ontology annotation, biological process: intracellular signal transduction; intracellular monoatomic cation homeostasis; protein phosphorylation. The transcript has a single exon. Gene Ontology annotation, molecular function: protein serine/threonine kinase activity; ATP binding. The coding region runs from base 1 to 2361 and encodes 786 amino acids. The record is from RefSeq and is a predicted model, not a curated record. NCBI's taxonomy places the organism in Eukaryota, Fungi, Basidiomycota, Ustilaginomycetes, Ustilaginales, Ustilaginaceae.
AUGGCCGACAACGUCACACAUACAGACGACACCACCUUAGAAGGUGGCAAUCCACCCAAGGAACCCGAGGAACCGCAGCAACCCAAGCCUGCCUCCGCGUCUGCUGCAACCGCCACCAAACCCAAGCCAUCCGCCGUGCUCGCCAACUGCGAUCCCAAGCCGCUCAUGGCCACCCCCUACUCGGACCGCAUCCAGGCCGCCAUGCUCGAAGGCAGCGUGCGCAUCCCCACCGAGGAACGCGAGAUGCGCGCGCGCGAGUUACUCGUCUUCUCCGACUCCGAAACCGAGUCCAACCUCUCGCGUCCGCCCUCGCCCGACCGCGACCGAUACCCCAAGCAUCGCCUCAGCGGCCUCCAGGCCAAGGAUCACACCAUCGUCAAGCACGGUCUCGAAGCAGAGGGAGGUCCGGAAGGUCUCGCCGCACGCCUCGAGCUCACGCGUGAGAACAGCCCCUACGACAUCCGCGCCCACCUCGCCGCGCCCAGCUUUGCCCAGGUCGGCAGCCAGCUCGACGCCUCCGCAAAUUCCACCAACCCGCCCAGCCUCGUCUCGUCUAGACGCCCCUCGGCCACCAAUGCCGCCACCACCACCGCACCGGCCCCCGCCGCGGCUUCCCGCCCCUCGUCGCCUCCGCCACGCGCCAUGUCGCCUACCAAGGGCCCCGCUACCACCAAGCUCAGCCACAACACGCUCUCGGCCGCUCCCGCCGGUACCUUUGCCGGCUCGCAGCAGCAGCAGCAGUCGCAGCCUCAGCAGCAGCCACAGCAGCAGCUCCCGCGUCCCGAGCCUGCCCGUGUGCCCUCGGCCGCCCCGGAGCACAAGGAAAAGCCCAAGGAAAAAGAGUCCAAGGGCAUGUUCCGACGCAUGCUCUCUGGCGCCGCCGGCCACUCGUCCGACAAGGACAAGGACAAGGCGCACCACGCCGACGCCGUGGGCAGUCCGGGCCGCGAGCGUCCGUCGCCGCGCACCGCAGCGAGCGCCCAGGGCAGCGGCCACAUCUCGCCCAUGCGCUCGCCCUCGCUCAGCCGCGGCUCCACGCCGCCGCUCAGCCCGCGCAAUGAGAUGGACGAAGCCGCGCUCGCGUCGCAGUACCAGGCCAUGAACCUCACCAGCCCGCCCUCGAGCCAGCCGCCCAGCCGCAACGUCUCGAUCAAGCGCAAGGACAGCAGCUCCGCCGCCAACGCCGCCAAGGACGGCGCCACCGAAGGCAGCAGUCGGCUCACCGUCGCCGCGCUGCGCGACUGGGACGCCAAGGGCAAGCCGGACAAGACGAGCUCCGGCAGCAAAAAGUCGGACCGCGGCAAGGACGGCGAUGCCAAGUCCACCGCGAGCUCGACGCUGCGCGACAUGAUCAUGGGCAGCGCGCCCAAGCUGAGCCGGCGCGGCUCGAGCGCCAGCCACGGCAACAAGUCGGACGGCGGCUCGAAAAAGGGCGGCAGCACCGCGGGCGGCGAGACGGCGAGUCUGCUCAAGAAGUACGGCGUGUGCGAAAAGGCGGCGAUCGGCAAGGGCGCGACGGCGGUGGUGAGGCUCGCGCACAAGUGGGACCGAUCCACCGAGAAGCUGUAUGCGGUCAAGGAGUUCCGCAAGCGGCGCAAGAACGAGACGGAAAAGGAGUACGUCAAGAAGCUCACGUCCGAGUUCUGCAUCUCGUCGACGCUGCACCACAUCAACAUUGUCGAGACGGUGGAUCUGGUGCAGGACGAGAACCGGCACUGGUGCGAGGUGAUGGAGUACUGUCCCGGCGGUGAUCUGUAUGCGGCGAUCAAGCGCGGCGGGAUGAGUCAGGCCGAGGUGGAGUGUUCGUUCAAGCAGAUCCUCAACGGCAUUGCGUACCUGCACUCCAUGGGGGUUGCGCACCGCGACAUCAAGCCGGAGAAUCUGCUGCUGGACGGACAUGGACACAUCAAGAUCACCGAUUUCGGCGUGUCGGAUGUGUUUCGGAUGUGCUGGGAGAAGUCGACGCACUACUCCAAGGGGCUGUGCGGGUCCGAACCGUACAUUGCACCGGAGCAGUUCGAGAAGAAGGAGUACGAUGCGAGGUUGGUGGAUGUAUGGGCGGCGGCGGUGGUGUUUUACUGCAUGCAGUUCCAGGAGCUCCCCUGGAGGGUGGCCAAGAUGUCGGAUCCGACGUUCAAGGAGUACGUCCAGUCGUACGCCACCAGUCCCGCGCCGAGUCCGCUGUCGAACCUCAGUCCGAGGGAGUGCCGGCCGCUGCUCAAGAAGAUGCUGUGCCCCGAUCCCAAGGGCAGGUGGACGAUGGACGAGGUGUUGAAGGAUUCGUGGCUCGUCAGUGUACCUGUGUGCGAAGAGGGAAGGCAGAACGAUCAUACCCACUCGGCUGCACCCAGCAUGGCCUAG